CAGUAGUACCAUGAGAAAAAGACUGAAUCCAAGACUCAGCAGAGGAGUACCAAAAGGCUUAGAAAGUGAACUAGUUGCUGCUGGAUGGCCUAAAUGGCUUGUUGAUGUAGCUAGUGAAGCUUUAAUUGGAUGGCUUCCAAGAACACCUGAUACUUUCGAGAAGAUACAUAAGAUUGGCCAAGGAAGUUACAGUAAUGUCUACAAAGCUCGCGAUUGUUUGCUCAAUAAGAUUGUUGUCUUGAAAAAGGUUUGUGCUGACAAUCUUGAUCCCGGCAGCUUCAAGUUUAUGGCGAGAGAGAUUGUCUUAUUGCGAAGGCUCGGUGAUCACCCAAAUGUUAUCAAGCUGGAAGGUGUAGUCCCCUCUAAAAUGGCGUGCAGCCUUGUUUUUGAUUGCAUGGAAUAUGAUCUCAAGGGAAUUCAAGAACAGAAAGGUGUCAAGUUAUCUGAACCUGAGAUCAAAUGUUACAUGAACCAGCUGCUUAAAGGGCUUGAUCACUGCCAUAGCCGUGGUAUCUUGCAUCGAGAUGUAAAGACUUCUAACCUGUUAGUUAAUAAAGAGGGUAUCUUGAAAAUUGCAGAUUUUGGGCUGUCAACAUUUUUUGAUCCAGAACAAAGCAUUCCCUUAACUAACAUUAUUGGGACUCUCUGGUAUCGGCCACCAGAGCUUUUGCUUGGAUUAAAUCAUUAUGGAGUUGGAGUUGAUUUAUGGGGUGUUGGUUGUGUACUUGGUGAACUAUUUACUGGCAAGCCUAUUAUGCCUGGUAAAACUGAAUUUGAGCAAUUGUAUUAUAUCUUCAAGCUUUGUGGUUCUCCAUCUGAUGAAUGUUGGCUAAAAUCUGGCUUACCUAAUGCAUCAAUUUUAAAGCCGCAAAUGCCUUAUAGACGACAAAUUCAAGCAACCUUUCAUGAUGUUCCUGCUGCUGCUGUAGGAGUGAUGGACACUUUACUUUCCAUAGAACCUGAAUAUCGAGGAACUGCAGCUCUUGCUCUUCAGGGUGAGUUCUUCACAACAGAACCAUUUGCUUGUGAUCCUUUAAGUUUGCCACGAUGCCCUCCCAGAAAUGAGAUGGAUGCUAAAGAAACCAAGAUGAUUAGGGAAUUUAAUGCAGGAUUACAGCGAUCAGUAGACAGAAGACGACUCAGGAAUAGGCUUGAAAAAACAAAUGAAAAAGUCUCAGGAGGUGUUCUAAAUGAAGGAACAAAUUCUUAUACUCAGAGGUCUGCUACUACCCAUCAAAGUGAUAAUCAGAGAGUAAUAUGGAAAGAACCAAUUCAUUACCAUGACAUAAAGGGAAAGAAGAAGUGGACAGGUCCAUCACCUGAUGAAUCAGACAAAAUGCAGGAUUUACUCAGAGAGUGUAAUGACACGAUCCUCAAAGCUGUUACACGUGGGAGGCUAGAGAAGGGAUUAAUAGCUAAAGUGAAUGUCCAUGACUCAAAUGGAAAGAAGAGUCAUUCUGUAGGUCCAUCAACCAAUAUGCAGGGAUUACCAAGAAAGCACUGGACUAUGUUUGACAAGGAAAAAAGGGCGGAAGGGGAAGGAAAUAACUCCAAGCUAGAGAAGAACCAACUUAUUGAACAAUUGUUGCCUCCUGCAGAAUCAGAUGGCCUUAACUUCCUGGAAGACAACCAUUAUUGUGGUCCACUUUCAUCUACAUCAAAACCAAUUGAUGUGGAUCGAAUACUUAGAGAGCACGACCGACAGAUCCAAGAAUCUGUAGAACGUGCCAAGCAACAGAAAAAACUAGGUAAAGCUCAGUUUUGAGAUAUGAAAACCAAUAUAAGCUGCUUGGAUAUUCACUCUUUUUACAGAAAAAAAGGUCUAUUCUGGAUCAAUAUAUAGUCUAUUUCUAGAAUGGAAAGGUGAAACUAUUAACUAUCUUUAUUUAUCUCUUGUUACUAGUUGUUAUAGGUUGAAUACGUCUCCUGAGGUUUGGAGCAUAUUUAUGAAUAGUUAGCCAUUAACUUCAGUU
Solanum stenotomum is the source of this 1973-nucleotide messenger RNA. Its product is annotated as probable serine/threonine-protein kinase At1g54610. Gene Ontology annotation, cellular component: cyclin-dependent protein kinase holoenzyme complex; nucleus. The transcript has a single exon. Bases 11 to 1765 code for a protein of 584 amino acids. The record is from RefSeq and is a predicted model, not a curated record. Gene Ontology annotation, biological process: positive regulation of transcription elongation by RNA polymerase II; protein phosphorylation. Gene Ontology annotation, molecular function: ATP binding; RNA polymerase II CTD heptapeptide repeat kinase activity; cyclin-dependent protein serine/threonine kinase activity. Lineage: Eukaryota; Viridiplantae; Streptophyta; Magnoliopsida; Solanales; Solanaceae.